Molecule: messenger RNA, 1947 nt
Organism: Cyclocybe aegerita
Lineage: Eukaryota; Fungi; Basidiomycota; Agaricomycetes; Agaricales; Hemipholiotaceae
Source: the annotation of a GenBank genome assembly
AUGGUUGGUGACAACGUGGAAUUAAGAGUGUCCGUAUCUCUGCUAACCUCGCCAGACACGUUCAUCCGGUAUUUGGAUAGUAUGAAGGGCCGCCCCCUCGUUGCUCUUCUGCUGGCUUGCGCAACGGCCAUGUACGAAACCAAUGGGGAGGAUCUGGGAUCCUCCUAUACCUCCUUGUCAAAUUGGUGGCGGCCUGUAUCGGCUUCGUUCGCCUCGCGGAAUCUCACCACCCCGAACACGACAAACCGCACCACCCAGCCUUUCGUAGGCAAGAUCGCCUUUUCAAGCAACCUCUUGAAGAUUCGGGAAGGGCGGACAUGGGACGCGUCGUCAGUCCCACCUUUCAUGGGCCCAGAAAGUUACAAGGUCAUCAAGAUUCCACACCGCUAUGUUGCUCUGAAACCGUGGGGUACCAGGGUCUUUCCUUCCAUACAGGCUUACGAGGAUCGCGUCUGGUCGGCUGCGCCUACUCGGGUCUAUGGGGAACUACCUUUGGUCGUCGAGACCUCGACGUCGCUUUCGCUGUGGUUUUCUACGCUUUGUAUCUCGCCUCUCUUCGCUGUUCGCCUGUGGACACUCAAGGAACUUUUGGGAGCCGCCAAGAGUUCGGUUGGUGUUUUCAUUGGGGUGUUAUCUGUCGCGAGGCCAUUUGCGUUGGUCUUCCUGCGGUGGCUUGUGUUUAUAGUCCUCGAAGGACUAGAGCGGGGUCUUCGGGUAUCCGAAAUUUGCUUGACGGCUUUCUACUCUUGUAUAGAGACAUGGAUCCAGCUCUACCAGCUAGGUCUCGACAAGAAAAGGAUGAAGAAAGCCGAUCGGCUUCGGGAGGAGUGCAUACAACGCAAGCGCCCCUUCGUACGCACUCGCAGACCCGCCCAGCACCAGCAGCCUGCUCUCAAAGAGACGCCUCUCUUUAGCUUGGACUCCUCGGAGAUGCCAAAGUGCAAGUACCUUCCUGAAGAGAUCCAAAUGGCUCUUGCUUCGCCCAGUUUACACCCGCUUCGAGACAUGUACGACCCACUUAUGUUGAGACUUGUCCAGCAGAUAGGCGCUGGCGCGUUCGGAUGUGUCAUGCAAGUCGAGCAUCGUCCUACAGGUAGGGCGAUGGCGCUGAAGAAGCUGGUCGGACGAGACAACUCGGAGGAGGAUUUCGAAUCUGAGGUUAGAGCUAUGGUGCGCCUACAGGGCGGGGCGUGGUAUCCGGAGCUCUAUGGAUCGUUUAGGGAUGUGGAUUCUUUUUAUAUCUUGAUGCCUUUUUAUCCGAAGGGCGAUUUGUAUGAAGUCAUUCUGGCAAUCCAAGGCUUGCAUCAGAGAGGAAUUAUCCAUCGCGACCUCAAGCCCGAGAACAUAUUGUUCAAAGAAGAUGGCCACCUCGUCGUCGCUGACUUUGGGAUCGCAUAUGUGUUCGAGCACGAAGAAGACGAGUUUCUGGAAGACGAAUUCCCUCUUUGGGCGGAAAAGAAGGCUCAAGGCGGCGACGACUUCCCUUUCCUGACUCCCAGCGUCGAUAACCCUCACACGACUUUGGGCACCUAUGGUACUCCUUUCUAUGCGGCGCCAGAAGUCCUUCGGGGCCUCGAGUAUAGCUAUGGAGUGGAUUAUUAUUCAGUAGCUAUUAUUUACCAUGAAAUGAUCACCGGCUAUGUUCCUCUGUUGGUUGGUUCGAUUAAACCUGGAUCGGGUCAACCUGAAGUAGAGGUCAACCUUGGCAGGCAAUAUAUUCACUUACAAACGGUCUCCGCUGCAGAACGUGACUUCCUGGAGAAGAUGUUGCACGAAGAUCCGUUCGCUCGCUUAUCGGUCAGACAGAUUAAAUCGCAUCCUAUCUUCAGCGGCCUGGACUGGUCCGGGAUGGCGAAAUUAGCAGGGCCUAUUCCUCGUCCUCCAGCACUUCGAAAGAGAGUGGCCCUUGGUCAUUCUACUCUAUGCUCCGACUUGGCAGACGAUUAA